GAGACGGAACCUGGGCUGCUGGCGCGCCAGACGGACCUCUCAGGGUCUCGCUUCUGCCAGGCACCUUUGCAGCGCUCUGAACGAGGUCCGCCGAGGCCAGGACGCUGACGCCGCUGGAGGAAGCUGAGCUCGCCGGCCGAGGGAGACGAGAAGGAAGAAGAUGCAAGCCAGCCCCAUCCGCAUUCCAACCGUCAGCAAUGACACCGACUGGGACUUCUGCUUCCACUUGUCACAGCAAGCCAAGAAGCCAGCAUACCAGCAAAGAGAUGAACUGUAUUCAUCUAGCGGGUCUGGAGAGAGUGAAGAAGACACUAAGGCCACGGAGGAGAUGGCCGUAGGCUGCAUGUCUCUUCCUGAAGACAAAUUGGCCCAAUCCCAGAAUAAAAUUGCUCAGCUGAUGAAGAAAAACAUGAAUAUCCAAGCAAACAAGGAGCUGAUUCGCUGUGUCAUCCUUUCUCGGAUUAUUUUUGGGGAAGAACACUGGAAAUGUGCACAGGCUCUGGCCAGCCUGGCUUAUGGCUACCUGACACUGAGAGGCCUCCCAGCUCAGGCCAAGAAACAUGCUGAAUCUGCCAGGAGCACACUGCUGACCUGGAAGGAAAACACGACCUCAAACACGGAGAAAAAGGAAAUCCUGGAAGCUCUGGUCAUGCUGUACUACACCGUGGGGGUGGCCUGGCUCCUACAGAACCAUGGCAGAGAGGCUUAUUUCAACCUGCAGAAGGCAGAGAGAAACAUGAAGGAGCUGAAAGAAUUAUGUGAGGGAAGUGUUCACAGAUUACAAGUCUCGGAGAAAGACCUGACAAUUGCUUUGGGCAGAGCCUCCUUGGCCGUCCACAGAUUGAACCUUGCUCUGGCAUACUUUGAAAAGGCAAUUGGCAAUGUUAUUGCUGCUAAGGGUGAUAGGACAUCAGAUCUGGUCAGUCUGUACGAGGAGAUCGCGCAGAUCGAGCAGCUGAGGAGGAACCAUGAUCAGGCCAUCCAGUACUUGCAGCAGGCCUAUUCUCUCUGUGUUUCUUUGUUCACUGACGUCAGCCCCCAAACUGCAGAGGCAAGUGCGUUACUAGCCAAGGCUCAUGCCCUGUCUGGAGAGGCCCAACACAGGGACGCUGUGGAGAUAUAUUUUAUAAAAAGUAUCAGUGCGUAUCAAGCAACAUUGGGCCCAACGGAUUAUGAAACACUGACGACCAUUGAAGAAUUUUGCAAAUGGCUUGUCCAAAAUGGAGAAAAACAGGAAGCUUACAGACUGCUAAAGGCCUCACUGAAGUCUCAGGUCAUCAGCUAUGGUGAUUGUAGUGAAAAAGUGGCUGAAACUUUUUACAACAUGGGCAGGAUCUGCUUUGCCAAAGGAGACCUCAGAAAGGCGAUUCAGCUGCUAAGGAAGUGUCUGAUGAUUCAAAUCCUUUUAUAUGGAAGAGAGCACAGUAAAAGCAGAGACACAAAAGACCUCCUUACCCUAAUGCAGAGAAGGGGGUUCUCUAGCCUCCCUAGUGAUGCCUGUGUUCGGACGGUAAACGGGGAACUUGGCCCCCUACCUGCUGGGCAAGUAGCCAUUCAUCCAGGUGGAGAAGAGAAACCAUUCCAGGACGAAGGCACUGUAUAUGCAAAGGCACCGAGGCAUGACAGAGGAGAGUGUAUCAAAGCAAUGGUCUUCUGUUAUCAGUAAAGAGAAAACCUCUAUACUGGAUAGCCAACAAUAAAGCCAACCUUGUUGAUAACAAAAAUUCUGGAUCACAAGAUAUAUUUAUCAACACUGAUAACAAUGGCAGAUCAAAAGCAGAACUAAGAACUCUAAGGGGGGGGGAGAAAGUCUACUUAGCAGCAGCAUUACAGUUUUGGUUUUUAAAGAAGAUUCUGCAACACCUAAGUAGUUUAUUGAUGACCAUUUUAAUAUACUGUUUGGAAAUACUUUUAGUCAUACCUUGUUUCAGGUCACUAAAACUGCCUUGUGAAGAAACGUUUGAUCUCCUGAAAACAUUUGCCCUGGUCUCAUGCCAUAUUAGAGUCAGAGAGGGAUUUGAUUCUUAUAAAUGAAGAAACUAGGGACAAGAGAGAUGGAUUUGUUCAAGGUCAGCUGGGUGAUUAUAAAGCUGACUUCCUGAGUCACAGAUGAUUACUUUCCACCCCAUUAUGCUGCCCCCAACCCCAAACUGGAUUAAAAAGGCUUGUUUUGUGGAAGGAAUCUUAACCAGGUUUGUUUAAAAAAAAAAAAGUCCUUACCUCCUGAACAAAUGUGUAUCUAGGAAAAGAGAACAGCAAUCUCAAAUCUCAAACAUUCCUUACUGUCUUCUUCACGUAUUCAGGGAGCAAAGAAAAAUCGGAUUCGUGUGAGUUUUACAAAAUAAAAAACUUCUCUCUUCAUCGUUUCUGUUACCUGAGCUGAUUUAAUGCAGUUCAAAGACUGUGUCUUUAGGGAUCCAAGCGUCUUCUAACAUCUCCAUAUCACUUAGUGCUUAGGGGACUACAUUUUGGUUCUUCAUGCAAAAAAUUAUUUUUUUAUUUCAGUCAUUUGCUCAGUCUGUAAAACCUAAUGAUCAACCAGUAGCCAAGGUAUGGUGGUGAGUGGCGAGUCAGUGCCUGGUCUGUAGACUGGAAGGCUUCCUCCUGGCGGCUGUGCUCUGCAUGCUUUCAGCUCAGCUCUCAGGACCAAGGUCUCAGGUUGCAGGCCUGCCUGAAGGCAGCUAUAUCCCACUGACCUUUUCUGCAGUGCUUAUCAACUGGUCACCGGACUGUCGUUGCUAAUUUUAGCCCUGUCUGGAGAUGGGCCUGCUGUCCUUACCCAGGAUAUUCUGCACUGACUAAAGCAGCCUCAGAAGAGUUGCUUCCAUUUUCACAUAUCCGGACGAAAAUGGAUUUUCGACAAUGACUGUGAUAAAAAUCAAAGUACCAGACAGAAGUGGCCGUUUGGACUCUAUUUUGUGUGGCACUAAAAGUUUUAAAAAUGUUACUACUUUGGGAGACCCCAAAGUCUUAAGAUCUCCAGACUGACAAACCUGUAUCAAUAAAACAAUAGCAUAAAGUGUUAACAUUGUAAAAUAAAAUGUUACGGUGUGAUCUUGAUAUUGCAUCUGAAAUUAGUUUUAAAUAUUUAAAUAUAUCCAGUGUUUAUUGUCAGUGUAAGGUUACUAAUAGUCCAUUUUCUUUGAUUUUGAUGUUAAAAUGUUUAAUGAAAUGGUGGUGAUAAUGAAUGGUAGCUAUGGUUUUAACAUCCUCAUAUCUGAGAAAAUAGUAAGUUGUUACUUAUGUUGGUUCCAAAAGUUUUAAAAUUUUGGUAUUCUGUGAAAUCCUUAAGUUUAAGAAACCACCUUGGAAAUGUUCGACACAGUAAAACCUAAUGUAAAGUUACAUUCUCUCUUGGAAAACUGUAGAUGAGAACUAAGCUACUUUCUGAAUUCAUUCAGUGGGAACCAGCAAUUUGGAUAAUCUACCCCAAACACUUGAUGUUCCUAACAGACCUGAGUCAACAAGGUCAUUCACAACUUUCGGAUUCUUUUUAAAUUAGCUAACAGGAACUAAAAUCUUUGAGGUGGAUGAGGGUUAGCUAUUUCCCUACAAUCUCUACCAAAUUAGAAAAAGAAGAAAAAAAUCAAGCCUAGAUCAUACUGCCCCACAUACAGACUUUAAUAAACAUUUAUCAGCAAGCAUGCAAAUGCCCAUGCAAACUGCUCCCUAAGAUCAGUGAAGCCCUACUUCUGUUUUGGUGGUUCACCCACCACUUCCCACGAAAGGUCGGCUUGAGGCAGACUUCACAAUACUCCAGAAGUGAGGCUGUCCUAAUUUAGUUAGCAAGAAGAAGCCAGAAAUCCUUGGACAAGGUGGCAGGAAGCAGACCAUUUAGGGGUCAAGCCUCAGGCCCCAAGUCUAAAUGUCCAGGUCACAAGCCUCACUACACUUUUAUGUCCUUUUCAUGCAAAGGUGGGGAAAUACUCUUUAGUAAUUUAGUCAUGUCACAUGUCCUGAAUACCUCUAGUUUUACCAAUGAGAGCCACUACUAUUAUAUUGAUUUAUAUUGAUCAACAAAGUAUUAAUUUCAAAAAUAAAACCUACUUCAAAUAUUACUAAUUACUGCAGUCUCUGGCGGUGGCUGAGACAUGGACAGCACAGCAGAAGCACUGGGAACAACUGUCUGUUAUGGCAUCUCUGUCCACUCCUGGCGUGGGAAGUCCGGGUUGGAGCUGCUGGUGGCCUCGGGGGUGCGUGUAACCUGACUUGUGCCUGAAAACACUACCGAGGACACAAUUAGGAAAAGAAAAAAUGUUAUACAAUUUCCCCAAUUUCUCAGGACCCUGUAGUUUUCGUUUCAGGUGGGGCCAAGGGGAAGUCAGUGUGAAGAAGGUAAGGGAAGAAGGGAGCACCCUGUUCUGAAAAAUUCCCCACCCUGAACUGUGAAGAAUGCCACAUGCUGCCCUUUCCGCGACUGUAACCAAUUCUUACUAGGACUACUUGAUGCACCAUAGAAACUCUGUGGCUUCUUAUGAAAGUGGUUGUGUUAUAAGACUUAACUUUAUUAGAAAAACAGAAUUCAAAAAAUCGUUUUUAUUUUAAAUCAUUUCAUCAAUUGCAGGUGGAAGCACAGUAUCAUCAAACGGGGAAAACAUUAAAAAUGGAGGAAAAACCUACACAUUCCCUUAGUAAGCACAAUGAAAAUAAAAUGAGAUAAACUGCAAAAAGGAAAAACUAAAGGCCUUCAAAAUAAGAUUAUAUUUUUUCUGUGUGUGACACAUGAAACGAAUUUGUAGUCACCAAAAUGUCCCAGUCUGCCUGAGGAAGUACUCCCCCUGCUGGAAUUUCAAGGCAACUUGUACAAAGUAAAUUCUGAGGUCAAAGAGAAACCACUAAAUAGGAAAUUCUAUAUUAAAUCAGUACCUUGGUGGGUGAUGUAGAAAGAAUUACACUCAUUAGCUUACGAACUCUAAAUAGUUAAAGAUGUGUGCAGCUAAAAUGACGAUCUUAAAUGUGCAAAAAUGUCAAUCUUUCCCUACUGAACCAAUAUACAUUUUAAUUUCUUCACAGGUUCAACUUUUAAAAAAUACUUCAGAUCAAGAUCAACUCAGAGCUAAGUAACUGAAAUUAAAUAGUAAUUAAUAAAAUGCUAAAAGAUAA
Molecule: messenger RNA, 5103 nt
Organism: Felis catus (domestic cat)
Lineage: Eukaryota; Metazoa; Chordata; Mammalia; Carnivora; Felidae
Gene: TTC23L
Product: tetratricopeptide repeat domain 23 like
Exons: 15
Coding region: 161-1666 (501 amino acids)
Molecular function (GO): protein binding
Source: RefSeq, a predicted model, not a curated record